This is a messenger RNA of Lolium perenne, 736 nucleotides long. RefSeq lists its product as uncharacterized. The record is from RefSeq and is a predicted model, not a curated record. Lineage: Eukaryota; Viridiplantae; Streptophyta; Magnoliopsida; Poales; Poaceae.
GCCGUCCAACUGGGCUUCUUCCCAAACCAUACCUCCCCCAAAACCCUAGUCUCGCUCGGAGGCAGCCAGCCGCCGCCGCGUAUCCCCGACCGCCGUAGCAUCAGAAGCAGCUCGACGUUUCAAGCCGAAAUCCCCCGUCGCAGAACACCACAACCCGCGUCGACUGCUCGAUCAAAGAGAGAGAGAGAGGACAAGAUCAAGAUGACGCAGAAGCAGACCAUGUUCAAGGGGCAGACCAAGAAGAAGUCCGCCCCUCCCAGCCGCCACGGCAAGGCGCCCCACAUCCGCAAAGGGAAGAGGGUCGUGAAGCCGACCAAGUUCACCAAGGACAUGGACGCCGACAAGGACCUCACAAAGUUCAUAAACCACGCCAAUGAAAUAAAAGCUGCAAAUAAGGCUAGCAAAGAUGGCGGCGACCUCAGCAUAGUGAAAGGCGAUGCGGAUACUUCCAAUUCAAAGCAGUAGGCUGGACGCUAAUGAUGCUUGCUGCGGUGCACAAUACAAGAUGAGUGUGUGAAAUGAUCCGUACAAGAUGUUCUCCUGAAGAAAUCAAACUGCGUUGAAGUGAUGGGUAGGAGAGUAUGCUUAGUUAGUCUCAAAUCAUAUUGUAAUCUGUAACCAGUUUUCUGCAAAUCCUCUAUAUAUCCGUUUUUGAUGCUGAAUUUAUCUAUGGCUAAUGAAUGACCUGGUUGUAAUAUAUUGUUAUCAGAAUAAAGUUCGUUCGUUUUCUGGACUA